Molecule: messenger RNA, 2127 nt
Organism: Lolium rigidum
Lineage: Eukaryota; Viridiplantae; Streptophyta; Magnoliopsida; Poales; Poaceae
Product: putative cyclic nucleotide-gated ion channel 9
Exons: 4
Coding region: 1-2127 (708 amino acids)
Biological process (GO): potassium ion transport; transmembrane transport
Cellular component (GO): membrane
Molecular function (GO): protein binding; voltage-gated potassium channel activity
Source: RefSeq, a predicted model, not a curated record
AUGUCGUACGAGGCGUCCACCGCCGGCAUCGGCGGCGGGGAGCGGCGGCGCUCCGCCUUCCACAUCGGGUACGGCGGCGUGGUUGGCGCUUCCCGGCGCCGGCUGGCGCAGCCGGAGGCCCUGGCGCGCGGCGUGAUCACGACGGGGUCGGCGCAGCUCCGCACGCUGGGGCGGUCCAUCCGCACGGGCGCAGCCAUGGCGGCGGUGUUCCAGGAGGACCUGAAGACCACGUCGAAGAAGAUCUUCGACCCGCAGGACCGGCUCCUGGUGCGUCUGAACCGGAGCUUCCUCAUCUCGUGCAUCCUGUCCAUCGCCAUCGACCCCAUGUUCUUCUACGGGCCCGUGGUGACCCUGGAUGACAACAAAAACAACAUGUGCAUCGGCAUCGAGAGGAGCCUGGCCAUCUCCACCGCCGUGCUCCGCACCGUGGUGGACCUCUUCUUCCUGGCGCGCAUCGUGCUGCAGUUCCGCACCGCCUUCAUCGCGCCCUCCUCCAGGGUGUUCGGCCGCGGCGAGCUGGUCAUCGACACCGUGGAGAUCGCCAAGCGCUACUUCCGCCGCUUCUUCGUCGCCGACGUGCUCUCCAUCCUGCCGCUGCCGCAGGUGAUCACCUGGAGGUUCCUCUUCAGCAACAGCAAGACCGCCGUGCUGGAGACCAAGGACAACCUGCUCUUCAUCAUCAUCGCGCAGUACGUGCCUCGCCUGGUCCGGAUAUACCCGCUCUCCACGGAGCUCAAGCGCACCAGCGGUGUCUUCGCCGAGACGGCCCUCGCCGGCGCCGCCUACUACCUCCUCUGGUACAUGCUCGCCAGCCAUAUCGUGGGCGCGUUCUGGUACCUGCUGUCGAUCGAGCGGGUGAGCGACUGCUGGAGGGCCAACUGCGACGAGUUCCCCGGAUGUAACACCAUCUACAUGUACUGCGGCUCCACGGAGGAGAGCAACGACGAGUUCAAGGAGUGGACCACCGUGAUCAAGCAGGUCAUCUACGAGAACUGCGAGCCCGACGGACAGAACCCCUUCGACUACGGCAUCUACUCCUCCGCCGUCACCUCCGAGGUCAUCAGGUCAAAAGACAUGACCACCAAGCUGCUCUUCUGCCUAUGGUUUGGCCUCGCAAACUUGAGUACGCUCGGCCAGGGGCUCAAGACAACCAUCUACACCGGGGAGUCGCUCUUCGCCAUAUCGCUCGCCACCUUCGGCCUCAUCCUCAUGGCCAUGCUCAUCGGAAACAUUCAGACGUAUCUCCAGUCCCUGACGGUGCGUCUGGAGGAGAUGCGGGUGAAGCGGCGCGACUCGGAGCAGUGGAUGCACCACCGCCUCCUGCCGCAGGAGCUGCGCGAGCGCGUCCGGCGCUACGACCAGUACAAGUGGGUGAACACGCGCGGCGUCGACGAGGAGGCGCUGGUCCAGAACCUGCCCAAGGACCUCCGCCGCGACAUCAAGCGGCACCUCUGCCUGGGCCUGGUCCGCCGCGUCCCGCUCUUCGACAACAUGGACGAGCGGCUGCUGGACGCCAUCUGCGAGCGGCUCAAGCCGGCGCUCUACACGGAGCGCACCUACAUCAUCCGCGAGGGGGACCCCGUGGACCAGAUGGUCUUCAUCAUCCGCGGCAGCCUCGAGAGCAUCACCACCGACGGCGGCCGGAGCGGCUUCUUCAACCGCAGCAUGCUCCAGGAGAGCGACUUCUGCGGCGAGGAGCUGCUCACCUGGGCGCUCGACCCCAAGUCCGGGGUCAGCCUGCCCUCCUCCACGCGCACCGUCAUGGCGCUCUCCGAGGUUGAGGCAUUCGCGCUCCACGCCGAGGAGCUCAAGUUCGUGGCGGGGCAGUUCCGUCGCAUGCACAGCAAGCAGGUGCAGCACACCUUCAGGUUCUACUCCCAGCAGUGGCGCACCUGGGCGGCCACCUACAUCCAGGCGGCAUGGCGGCGGCAUCUCAAGCGGAAGGCCGCCGAGCUGCGGCGCAAGGAGGAGGAAGAGGAGGGACGCUCGUCCAGCUUCAAGACCACUAUACUCGUGUCCCGCUUCGCCGCCAAGAUGCACAGGCAACGCUCCAAGCGGGAUGAGGAGGUCAUGAUCCAUGUCCCCGUGCCUAAGCCCCGUGAGCCUGACUUCGGCAUUGAUGACUGA